Molecule: messenger RNA, 6844 nt
Organism: Falco peregrinus (peregrine falcon)
Lineage: Eukaryota; Metazoa; Chordata; Aves; Falconiformes; Falconidae
Gene: RXRA
Product: retinoid X receptor alpha
Exons: 11
Coding region: 361-1821 (486 amino acids)
Biological process (GO): anatomical structure development; negative regulation of transcription by RNA polymerase II; response to retinoic acid
Cellular component (GO): RNA polymerase II transcription regulator complex; nucleus
Molecular function (GO): zinc ion binding; nuclear steroid receptor activity; retinoic acid-responsive element binding
Source: RefSeq, a predicted model, not a curated record
CGGGGCGGUCGCGGCGCUCGCUCCCCCCUGCGCGGGCCCCGGCGCGGAGCCGAUCGCGCCCAGCGCAGCCGAGCGGCGGAGUUACAUUGUUGGGAGUUUGCAACAACUCCGCGGCCUCGGCGCUGCGCGGGGCCGCCGGUGCGGGGCUGCAGCCUUCCCCGCCUCCUCCUCCUCCUUCUCCUCCUCCUCCUCCUCCUCCUCCUCCCCCCCCUUGGGCUUUUUUUUUUUUUUUCCCUCCCUUCCCCCCUCCCUCUCCCCCCCGCUCCGCUUUGAUUUCGCUCUCCUCCCCUCCGCGCGCCCUGCGUGUGUUUUUCGCCGCCGCCGCGCACCGAGCCCCUUGGCAUGAGUUAAGCACCAGCGAUGGACACCAAACACUUCCUGCCGCUGGAUUUCUCCAACCAAGUCAAUUCCACGUCCCUGAAUUCUCCCACGAGCCGGGGGCCCAUGGCCACCCCAUCCCUCCACCCGUCCAUUGGGCCUGGCAUCGGCUCCUCACUGGGCUCCCCGGGCCAGCUCCACUCGCCCAUCAGCACCCUGAGCUCGCCGAUCAAUGGCAUGGGACCUCCGUUCUCCGUCAUCAGCUCCCCCAUGGGCCCGCACUCAAUGUCCGUCCCCUCCACCCCUAGCCUGGGAUUUGGCACCAGCAGCCCACAGCUCAACUCGCCCAUGAACUCGGUCAGCAGCACAGAAGACAUUAAGCCACCCCUGGGGCUCAACGGAGUCCUCAAAGUGCCAGCACAUCCCUCAGGAACGAUGGCCUCCUUCACCAAGCACAUAUGUGCCAUCUGCGGGGACAGAUCUUCAGGUAAACAUUACGGGGUUUACAGCUGCGAGGGCUGCAAAGGCUUCUUCAAGCGCACGGUGCGGAAAGACCUCACCUACACCUGCCGCGACAACAAGGACUGCUUGAUCGACAAGCGCCAGCGCAACCGCUGCCAGUACUGCCGCUAUCAGAAGUGUCUUGCGAUGGGGAUGAAGCGAGAAGGGAUGGAGCACCAUCCAUCCCGGCGCACAGGACUUCUGGGAAGCCGAGAAGAACAAGCUGUCCAGGAGGAGAGGCAGCGAGGGAAGGACCGCAAUGAGAAUGAGGUGGAAUCAACAAGUAGCGCCAACGAGGACAUGCCUGUGGAGAAGAUCUUGGAAGCUGAACUUGCGGUGGAGCCAAAGACAGAGACAUACAUUGAAGCAAAUAUGGGCUUGACGCCGAGCUCGCCCAAUGACCCAGUGACGAACAUAUGCCAGGCAGCAGACAAACAGCUCUUCACCCUGGUGGAGUGGGCCAAGAGGAUCCCCCACUUCUCCGAGCUGCCCCUGGAUGACCAGGUCAUCUUGCUCAGAGCAGGGUGGAAUGAGCUCCUCAUCGCCUCCUUCUCCCACCGCUCCAUAGCCGUGAAAGACGGGAUCCUCUUAGCCACCGGGCUGCACGUGCACCGGAACAGCGCGCACAGCGCUGGCGUCGGGGCCAUCUUCGACAGAGUACUGACAGAACUCGUGUCAAAAAUGCGAGACAUGCAGAUGGACAAGACAGAGCUAGGCUGCCUGCGAGCCAUUGUCCUCUUCAACCCCGACUCAAAAGGUCUCUCCAACCCGGCUGAAGUGGAGGCGUUGAGGGAGAAGGUGUACGCAUCGCUAGAGGCAUACUGCAAACACAAAUACCCCGACCAGCCCGGGAGGUUCGCAAAGCUCUUGCUCCGUCUCCCGGCCCUCCGGUCCAUCGGCCUGAAAUGCCUGGAGCACCUCUUCUUCUUCAAGCUAAUAGGCGACACACCGAUCGACACCUUCUUGAUGGAAAUGCUGGAAGCGCCCCAUCAAAUGACUUAAGAGAACUGCUGCUGGGUCAGUCCCUCGCCUGGCUGGGGUCUCGCGGGGCCCCUUCCUCUGCUUUCCUCUGCCGCUGCCACCCCAGCCCAUCCCUCCCUCCUCUCCCCAGUGCUGGAGGCACCGUCUGAUCCGGGGCGACCCCCUGCCGUCCUCGCCUCCUCGUCGUCUUCACCCUUGUCCGUUUGCUGUCACUGCUGCAUCUCAAGACCUGCUCGCUGAUUCCCUGCGCUAGAUGUAGAGAAGUGGGAGCGGAGAGAGCUUGCCACCCGCCGCCCCGGCUCGCAGCCCUGCCCCGGCCCCCGCUGUGCCAUCAAUUUCGGGGUGAGCCACCAGCCGGGUUUGGCAUCACCGCGGCCGGUGGUGCUUCCCCCGGGGCAGGAGCAGGGACGGGGACAGUCCCGGCCCGUGGGGCAGUGGGGUUUGGACAAGCCGAGGGGAGUGGUUGAACUUGCUGGAUUGCAGCUGGCUAUUUUCAGAGGAUGGAGUUUUUGAAAAAGAGAAGAAAAAAAAAAAAAAAAAAGAAUUCUAUUUUUGGUUUCUAACUAUUAUUAGUAGUCUCGGUAGUUACUUCGCGGAGGGAGAGGCGGGCUGGAGAGGCAGCCCGGCCGUGCCCCACGAAUGAGUCACCCGUGGCUGCACAGAGCCUUCUCCUUUCAAUUAAAAGCAGAGGAUUUGGGAUUGAGCUGAAUCCCCCUCCAAAUAAUGAGGCAAUGGGUGGCACAGGGAGCCAGGGCACCCUCUGUGCAGAGGGUCCUGCGGGCAGCACUACCUGAAAAAUCCCUUUUUGCUGUCCCAGAGGGCAGCUGGGCGUCACUGCUCUUCCCAGAGGUGCCUCUGCGCUUGGUGUGGAGCUGCCCACACGAACACAAGCUGGCUGGAGCACUUACUUUAAGGCUGUCAGGGACUCAACAUCACCAUUCCCCAGCUCACGGGGUCUUGCUGGGACCCCUGCCCUCAGCACCGUGUCCAGCACCCUGGCACAGACCUCUCGUGAGGCUCGGUCCAGCCUGUCCGGCCAGACCUACGCUUUAUUUCAAGGGCUGUUGGCGCUGGAGCAGCAGGAGCUGGCAUGUCAGCAGUGGCUCCUUGGUUUUUUUGAUCCUGAACGUGGUUUAGUGAGGUUAGAGGGGCAUUUCCAGCUGGUGGAGUGGGCUCGACAGAAUGCCCCCUCUGUGCCCCACAUGGCAGCCCCGGGUACUGGCAGGCGUUUCCCCUGUGCGCCCUCGCCUCGCACGGGGGUUUCGGCUCACCUGGGAGGCUGCUCCUGUUGAUUCAGCAGCUACCGUGCAAAACACUGCAAGGCAACAAUUAGUGGGAGUACUUGGCCAGGCUGGUAAUUUUGGCUGUUAAUUAGUGGUGAAGCAAGAAGGGCUCCCCCUCCCCUGAAUCUCCCCCCGUCGGGCUGGGAUGCGGGGGCUGAGAGGUCCCGACUGGGUGGGGAACCCAGCCCGUCCGGGAUGCCGAGAGCACCACAAGCACCUUAGCUUUUGCAUGGUCCUUUCUAUGAGUCUUGGUGUGACAGCAGGGAGAUGGGCAGGGUUUUUUGGGGUGUUAGGGACACCCAGGAACCUGCCCACACCCCAUGGGAUGGGAUUCCCUGAGGAGUGCCUGGGGAGAGGAGGUCAGCCAGGGAGUGCUUCCCCCUCACCUCCCCAUUUCACCCUCCCCAGUGGCCCACUGAAAAAAAGUGAGUUAGAGAAAAAAAAAACAGAGCAAGCACUGAGGGAUGUUGGGGAGGGUAUUUCUCCCCCUUGGCAGGACGGACUGUCCCGAACACACCAUGGGAUGGGUACCCAGAGCCAAGAACAAGGUGCCUGCGGUUGGCCUGGGGCCAAGGGCUUCCAUGUCUUAAACGGCAAACUCUUAGGUCCCAAAGGUAUUUCUCUUCUUGCUCUCUGUGGGUCGUAGCUGGCUCUUCAAACAUCUUUGUGCCUGGAGUGGGAUAGAGCAGGGCCCAUGAGACCAUCUCUCUUUUCGAGGCGGCACAGUUGUCACCCGCCUGUUGUCAUCCCACCUGGCAGCUCGAGUCCCCGGCUCCAUCCCCUGCAGUUAACCAGGCCAUCUCAUUGCUAAAUAAAUACUCAGGAUUUCAGGUCAUAACUUUCCCUUAGGCUGGCCUGGAGUGGCAAAUCCACAGAAGCAGGGAAAGUGUUUUGGCUGUGUUUCUCCAGCAGCCUGCAUGCCGCCGAAAAUAUUAUUAAACAGCUUCACCCUGCAAGAAUUUGCCAAGAAAACUAGGCAAAGAGAAAUGAAAUAUGUAAAGGGUGCCAGUAAACACGAGCAGGCUGUUCCUUGCCAGCGUGGGGCUUGCAGGGAGGUGUUUGCUCCCAGCCAGCCGGCACGGAGUGAAACCCGCAGCCAAACCAGCCCUGGCAGCCCCCAGCCCGGCUUUUGCCGGCAGAAAGGACCCCAGAGCUCCCUUGCUGGAGAGGAUGAGGGUGCUUUGGGAAACAAUUGGUGGACAUUGCACUAGAAUAAACCCACUGUCCUUCUCCAUUGGGUGGAACCACUGUUUUCCUGACUGAUGGCUUGGAAGGGGCUGUUGGGUGCUGGGUGAUGAACUGGUGUGGCUUGCAAGGCUCUGGUCUGGCCAGCUGCAGCCCUGGGCACUGCUGGGCUGGAAAGCAGGAGCUCCCAUCCCAUCCCAUCCCAUCCCAUCCCAUCCCAUCCCAUCCCAUCCCAUCCCAUCCCAUCCCAUCCCAUCCCAUCCCAUCCCAUCCCAUCCCGUCCCAUCCUGUCCCGUCCCGUCCCGUCCCGUCCCGUCCUGUCCCGUCCCGUCCCAUCCCGUCCUGUCCCGUCCUGCCCCGUCCCAUGCCGUGGCAUCCGUCCUGUCCCACCCCACCCCAUCCCAUCCCAGUUAGCAACUGACCCAGUAACAAUGAACUGCCACAAGCCGUGGGUGUCCUCAGCCAGUGGCAUGGUGCAGGGGGGGAGGGCGCUGCGGGCCAGGGGCUCUGGGUCAGGACGUGUGUCUCCGUGCCUCAGUUUCCCUGUGGAGUAGCACACAGCCUCAACAUGUGCCCCUGGCAGAGGAGGCUUUUGGGGAAAGGCUGAGCGUUGUCCCUGGGCUUUUGGGGUUUGGCCCUUGUGUUGCUGUAACCCAGCAUCCCUGCUGCUUUCAGUAAAGCUCUUCUGAUCCCCCCGGCAGCCACGCUGGGCAUUUCAGGUUGCCAGCAGGUCCUGGGUGUGUGUGAUCAACCUGCAGAGUGCAGACCCCAGCCCACCCAGCGCCUCCCCCUCCAACAUCACCAGCCCAGCCCUCCCCAGCAGAAGGAAAAGUUUUUGUGCGUCCAGUAACAUCUGCCACAGCAGCCUUAAAGCAAUGUGCUUUUGCAUGAGUUUGAGUCUUUCAUUUGUAUUCUUUUUCACUUUGGGCUUUUUUUUUUUUUUUUUGUCCUCAUCAUAAUAAUUAUAAAUAUACUACGUGCUUGUUUGAAGAGGUGAUACAUGGUUAAGAGAAAAAAAAAAGGCACAUUAUUCACUAGAGGGGUAGGACUUUCAUUUAACCAGAUCUUAGUAGUCUUGUAAAAAUCUGGUUUGAUUAGGGUGAUCUAUUUUUUAAUAUUUUUUUCUUAAAUUCCUUUUUUGUUGGUGGGACAAUCUUUAAUUUUCUAAAGAUAGCACAAACAUCAGCUUUUCAGCCACCCACCUGCCACCCUGGAUGUUCCUCGCUGCCUUCUCACGUGUGUGCGUUUCAACCAAGCCCUAACCCCAGCGGAGCCGGAUCCAGCACCCCCGCGGGCCACCCCGUGAGGAUGCUGUGGCUUCCCGAGCAUCCAUCUGCACCGAUGGGCUGAGCACCGCUGCCGGGUGGGACCUGUGGAAUGGAGUUACGGGCAAAGGACCUUCAUCUCGCCAGCACCCAUGGCUGUAGGAAGCCCACCCCAACCCGCUGAGCUCACCGGCAGCUUCUCUGCACUUUGGGACCCGGGGGCCCCCCCGUCCUCACUGCCCACCCUUCCCCGCCUGGCCGGCUGGGCUCAGCUUCUGGUCAUGGAAGGGGCUAAGGAUGGUGGGACCGUGGCUCAAGAGCUGAUGCUGUCCCCAUCAGUGACGAGCGUGCAUGAUCUGGUUUAAGUUGAUACAUAUGUGCGUGUGUAUACAUGUAUGUACUGUAGAUAUAUACACUGUAUAAAUAUCCUCACUCACAUAUACAUAUAUUAUAACUGUAGCAAGUACAGACUUUUUGUGGGUUUUUUUUGUUUUAAGUCAAUUCUGUUUUCCAAUUUUUUUCUUGGUUGUUUUUUUGGUUUUUUUUUUUUUUUUUUUUGCUUCAUGUAAGCAAGUACAUUGUAUCUGAAGCCCUUUCCUAAUUGGCAGAUGCCAAAUCUGGAUCUUUAUUCCGCGAGACAAAGGAACUGCAUCUAUUUUAAGAUGCCUUUUGUUUUGUUUUUUGGUUGUUUUUUUUGUUGUUGUUGUUUUUCUUUGGAGCAGCAGGUGGUUUUGAGUAAAAAUAGCUUUAGCAAUUCCCAAUACUUAGUGAUGGAUGCCUUGGCUAUGGGAUGCAUAGAUAAAAAAUAAAAUACAUUAAAAUUUAGAAUGACAAAAAAAAAGAUAAGGAAAAAUAUCUAAAGCAUCAAUAAAGUUAAAAUCUAUUUUUGUACAAAUGUAAUUUUAUCCCUUACGUAUUCUUGGAUAUUUUCUUUCUGGAUUGUUUUGUUUCUUCUACAGAGAUUGUUAUAAACUCUCUUAUUUUCUCUCUCUCUCUUUUUCUCUCUAUAAGUGUUCAGCCACAGGGAUAGGGAUCUGGAGAAGAGGGAGAAACUUUUGACCGUGUUUUAAAGGCUUUAUAUGAAAUCUCUUUUGAAGUAAUUUUUUUGAAUGAACUUUUUAUUUUUUCCCCCACUUCCAAAAUCUUUUUUGGGGGGUAGUGGGGUGGUGGGUGGGGAAGGGUGGGCUGGACUGGGGGUGUCUUUUGUCACGUAUAUCUGGCGUUCCCGCAGGUCUGUUUUACUGUGAAAUCACUACCGUAUAUAAUUAUUCACUUUAAAAAAAGAAAAAAAAAAAAAGAAAAAAAAAAGAA